UAGCAGAGGCGCAGCGCUCCUUCCCCUCAGUGCACUCAGAUCCUUGAUUUAGGAAUGUCGCCAAACAGGACGCGUCUUUAGUGGCACAUGAGCAUACGGGGACAUUCAGAGAAGCAAAAUCAUCUGUGUUUCUUAUUUGCUUUACUUAUUUUCCUCCCCUCCUUAUUUUACUCGCAACUUGGGUUAGGUGCGUCGGAGCAUGGCAGAAGAGUCCACUUGUUUUACCCCUUUAGACGCGUCACAGAAUACAGAAAGAAGCUAGAUGUGAACGUUGUCAUUUGACAACUUUAAAACAGUUCAGGUUAUAUUGAAACCGCCAAGUUAGAGGCAUGGAUCUUGAUUUGCGGAAUGAGACGUCUAUGGACCCAGAGUGCGCCCAGGCGCUUCAGGACUUGCUGCAGAGCGGAGCGGUCAAUGGAAGCUUGGAGGCAUCGAACAUCUCUUGUGGCAACGCUUCUACGCAGCCCAUACCACAGCGUGCCAGGCAAGCAGGGGAAGACCACACGCUCCGCAUCCUGCUCUACUCGCUCAUCUUCUUCUCAAGUGUAAUCGGCAACCUGCUGAUUAUCGUGGUGCUCACGUUCAAUGACCGCAUGCGCACCGUCACCAACGCCUUCCUGUUGUCACUCGCCAUGAGCGACCUGAUGAUGGCCAUAUUCUGCAUGCCUUUCAACCUGAUCCCCAGCAUUCUCAAGGACUUCAUCUUUGGAGCAUUGAUGUGCAAGAUAGUGACCUACCUCAUGGCCACAUCAGUGAGCAUUUCCACAUUUAACCUGGUUGCCAUAGCUAUAGAGCGAUACAGUGCCAUUUGCAAUCCUCUGAAGUCACGGGCGUGGCAGACCCGUUCCCAUGCCUUCCGUGUGAUUGCCGCUACAUGGCUACUGGCGUUCAUCAUCAUGAUCCCCUACCCAGUCAUCAGUCACCUCGAGCCAUUGAAACGUCCUGACAACACCACAGCGCACCAGUGUCGCCACAAGUGGCCCAUAGCAACUGCAGAGCAGACCUGGUAUGUUCUACUUCUGCUUGUGCUGUUCGCGAUUCCAGGACUGGUGAUGAUUGUUGCCUAUGGACUGAUCUCCAGGGAACUUUAUCGAGGCAUAAAAUUCGAGAGCAGCCUCAAAAAAGACUCCACCGAUGUGAAGAAUGGACUGACUUCCUGUGUGUGUAAUAACCUUGACGAUGGAGACGGAUGCUACAUCAACGAGGUCAAGCGGCAGCGCACAAUGGAAAUGUCCACCAUGCCCGCAUCAACCCAGUCCAUGAAGAUAGACAGACCCCGCAGCAACUCAUCAAAUGAAAAGCUGGAGGCCAAGAAGAGAGUCAUCCGUAUGCUGGUGGUCAUCGUCGUUAUGUUCUUUAUCUGCUGGAUGCCUCUGUACUGUGUCAACACCUGGCGGGCUUUUGAUAAUGCCAAAGCUGAGCGUAUGCUCUCUGGGACCCCCAUUGCCUUCAUCCACUUGCUGAGCUACACCUCUACUUGUGUCAACCCAAUUAUCUACUGCUUCAUGAACUUGCGGUUCCGCAAUGCCUUGCUAGGCACUUUCUUCUGCAGCUUUGCUCCUUGCUGUCAACGUUGCGGCCGCUGUGAGCCACGUGACAAGGAGGAGGAUGCCUUGGCAACUGGGGCAUCUAUGUCCAGGUUCAGUUACACCAUAGUCAGUACCAUGGGAACCUGCUGAAGACAGUUACUACAGCAACACAAUACCCACAUCUUUUGUUUUCAUGCCAGUCCUAUGCUCAUAGGGACAAUCAUACGUAGAAACAGCUCAUAUAAUGUAGCGGUGUCAAAGCGUCACCUGCCUGUAAAUAACAAAUAUAGAAAUGAUUACAUGAAACCCAGUCGUACAGUGUAAAUACCUCCAUAGAUUUAUGAAAGAGCACAAAAAAUGCAGUUUGUAGUUACUUAUUGUAAAUUGCCGACUUAAAAUUUAACAGCGGUGCAUGUGGAUCUAUAUAUGUGAUUUAGAUUCGAGGACAGGAAUAAUAGGAUGCAUUGUAUAUGAAAGGGGCCGCCGUUAUCAGUUCCACAUCAUUAUGUAGCUGCAAAAGAAGGAAAAGCAUCUUACCGUAAACUGUGUUUUAUAGUCUGCUGUUAGUGUGAAUUUAUAUGUGUUAAUGAUGGUAUUUUAAUUGACUUGUGGCGUAAGUGCCUGCUUCUCAAAUGCUCAACAAUGCUGUUUUCGUAUUGUGUAGAUCUGCCUCAUUCAUUGCUAGCAUUAUAGUAACAGGCAAAUAGAAAUUGUAAAGGUUUAGAUUUGGAGUUCAACUGAAAAUGUAGCUUCAAAUGUGCUGAUGAGAGCUGAUGGAGUAGGCUGAAUGUUUCACAGGUGAAACAAAUGCAGUUUGAGGCUGGCUACUUGGAGGAUAUAUUAUCUAAAUGUUAUAUUGUACAGUUAUUCUGUGAAAAUCUUUUAAGCAUAGAAACAUUUUAUCUCUUCUAUAAUUUUGUUGUUGGUACUAUGUAAGAAAAACUACAUAAUCCAAUAUGUGCCACAUAAUCUGUUGCUAUAGAAUGUUUAUUGAGGAGAAAUAUUAGUAUUUCAAUGAACACAUUAAAUGAAAAAGCAUAGUAUACUAAACCCGUUUUCACUUUGCAUGUAUUAUAUACUAUAGUUACAAAUGUUAAAUACAAUAUUGGGCACAGUUUUUCAACUAGGACACAAAGAAGGAAAAUUUGACUGAAUCCUGCUAAAGAUGGCGAAAAAAAGCUUUUAAAGAGAUAGUUCUGAUAUUUUAACGUAAGGUUCCUUGGAGCUCUUAUCCAGUUGCAUAAAUUUAGUUCUUAAGGAAAGAAAACCUCAGAGAAGUAAAAGGCCAAUAGUUUGUCAGGUCGACAUACCAGCAGGUUUUAGCAACUGAUAACAUUUCAAACUAAACAUUGUUCAAUUUGUGUAAUACAACUCUAUAUUAGUGGAUAUGAACUCUUGUGGGUUUGCCUGUCUCUCUUAUCAAUAAUCUAUGUGUUAUUAUGAUAAAGGUAUGUUUUUGUUGUGACAAAACCAAUUUAUCAGCUUGCAUGAUCAGCUAGUCUGGCCAAAACCGUGGCCAACUAGUAGACAGUUUAUAUCUAAAAUAUAGAGUUGUAUCCCACUGAAAUACAUUUUCAGUUUGAGUUGUUUUAAGCAGGAAAAUUAACCAAAGUAAGCUAAUAGUUAGCAUUUCAUAUUUUUCACUUUUAUACAAACACACUAAGACAUCUUUCUACUAUUGAUAAAGUAAAUUGAUAACCUUAAGGAUUGUCACUUUAAACAAUUCAAAUUAUCCUUUUGAGUUUUUAGCCAAUCAAUAUUCGUUUAAAUGGUGAAGCAACCUUUUUGACUGGUGCGUGUGCUGUAAGCAUAAGUUAUUUAGGUUCAGUCACCAGAGUCUAUUGUCUUAUCUUAUUAUUCUGAAAAAAACAAAAAAAACAAUGAAAUUGCAGACAUAAAUAAUCACUAUACUUUUUAUAGAGAAUUUUUCAACCUAUGGCAAUUCAUUGUAAGAAAAGUCCAAGGUUUAGAAAGGUUGUUAGUGUGACAAUAAUCUUUUCCUAUCUUGCAAUGAUGCAUACCAAUGCUCAGUGUGAGCUGCCCUUCUCAAAAACUCGCUGAUGUAACUUGAGAGGGUCGGAAUUGUCGCUGAAUUUGGUUAUCUGCUCUAGAUCACAUGACCCAUUCUAGUUUAUGGCAGUCUGCCAUAACAACAAAACAAUACAGACAUGACACUCACCGGAUCAGAAAUAUCUUUGGUCCUCUGAUGUACAAUUUAAUUUAGAGGUGUGAAUAUGGCCUUCAAUCUGCUGGUCCAAAGUGGUCUGCUAUCAGUUUCAAAAUCAAGGAGAGAGACUGUUUCAUUUUUGCGACAGUGCAGUGUUGCCAGUGGCCUUCAGGGGCACUAAUCCUUUAAGUUAAAGGUCUGGCGCUCUUAGUGGCUAAAAGUUACACUGUGCUGCUUUAAGAAAUUCAAUUAGUUAUAAAGCAAUCUCAGCAACAGCCUUCCAAACGACAAUUCUAGUAGGCAGAGUAGAAAAUGUACCUCAAAUCAUUGAUGGACAGGCCUGGGAUGAAACAUUUCCUUUUCUUAUUUUUAUAAACAUUUCCAAAGAGGGUACAAAUUAACACAUGAUCUAUACGAAAUAUCAUUUGGCAGUUAUGCAAAAAUCCCAAAACUGAGAGUUAGUGAAAGGCUGAUAUACCCAUCUAAAGGCAGAAGUAAAGGUCUUCUAUGAUGCCCAACUUGUCUAAGAGGACCAACAAAAACAACAAAAACAACGAAAAAAACUUGCCAUAAACAUGUCAUCCUAAAUAAAGGGAGUGUAGAAACCUCUCUUUUUCAAAUUGAGGGAAAGGGAUUUUGAGUGCAAGACAUGCAUCUGAAAACAACAAAGAGUUCCUUGCAGGUCUUUGUGUGCAAGGAUUGUUAAACCGGUGAGAGUUCUGCUCCUCUUUGAACUUAGUCCACAUUAUUAUUUUUGUUGAAUUUCAUUCAACCUGUGUUUGUUUGUUUGUUUGUGAAUGAACUACAUAUACGAGGGAGAUUAUGAUCAGAAGUACCGUAUGUACGGUUUUGAGAAAAUGUCAAAUAUCAGAGUUUUCCUUUGAUGAAUGUAUUUGUCUGGUGCAGCAUUAUAAAUGAGCUCAUGACUCUGUCAUCAUUGAGCUUAUCUAUGGGCUACAGACUGGAUACCAGAUUUUAGGGUUUUCUGUUUGUUUGCCUUGUUUGUCAGUGAAUCUGGCAUCCACAGUCCCUUUACACUAAAGGUGUUUCAGCAUCGGUCCUGCCAGGCUAAACAGCUGAACAUAUUUCACAGAGUGCACAGAAGCACAGUGCUGUCAGUCUCAGAAACUAAAGACGAAUGACCUGCCAAAGGUAUGGACCUUUGUUGUGUAGCACUACAUUUUUAGUGCAGCAUUCUCUAUAUUGAACAUGUGAAUUGUGGACUUUAUCUGACUCUCAGGCGCUAACAAAGAUAUUUUAAUUCAUUGUAGCAGAAAGUAAGUGCACUCACUGAUGACUUUAUGUGCACCUCUGCAUUUGCUCUUUAAUGGAAAUAGUAACUCAGCCAAUCACAUGGCGACAAAAAGUACAUUUUAGCAUCUGGAUGUGGUGAGGAUUAGUUGAUCCGUUGGCAUGGUUGUUGGUGCCAGAUGGACUUGUCUGAGUAUUCAGAAACUGUUGAUCUACUGGGAUUUUCACACACAACAAUCUUUUAGGUUUAUAGAAAACGUUCCAAAGCAGAGAAAACAUCAAAAGAGUAGCAGUUGUGUAAAGCUCAAAACAAAACAGGCAGAAUGGUUUAAGAAAAAACAUAGCCAAUAGUAUUUCUCUGAACACUGGUUUACCGAAAUAUCAGAAAGCAUAAGACUACACCAGCCACUUCUGUCUGCUAAGGACAGAGGCUGAAAUUUGCACAGCCUGACCAGAAUUGAAUGGACUGAAAUUAUAUAACACUUUUCUAGUCAUACUGACUGUUCAAAGGGCUUUACUCAUUCACUAACACUUACACAUUCAGCCACUGGCAUGCAGUUUGGUAAGCAACAUGGCCAGGGGAACAUCAACAUGUGAGAAUUGGGAGUUGGAAUUGAACUCACAACCUUCCAAAUGCAAAAUGACUUCUCUACCCAAAAAGUUGCAUUCAUCCAAAUUGGACAGUAACAAACUGGAAUAAAUGUUUUUUUUUAAUUAUAAUCAGCUUUACAGGCCAACAUUGUGUGCAUAAAGCAUCCCACCUCUGUUUCAAGCACUUAUAGCCUGCAGACAUUCAGCAUAAAUGUCAACUUUGACUUAAACAAAAUAGAGGUUAUAAAGAACAGCACAUGUAUGUAUAUAUACAGCCAAUUUUCAUAUAUAUAAAGAAAAGAAAGAAAGAAA
Messenger RNA from Fundulus heteroclitus (mummichog), 5850 nucleotides. Its product is annotated as cholecystokinin receptor. Gene Ontology annotation, cellular component: membrane. The record is from RefSeq and is a predicted model, not a curated record. Lineage: Eukaryota; Metazoa; Chordata; Actinopteri; Cyprinodontiformes; Fundulidae. Bases 330 to 1679 code for a protein of 449 amino acids. Gene Ontology annotation, biological process: neuropeptide signaling pathway. Gene Ontology annotation, molecular function: neuropeptide receptor activity; gastrin receptor activity. The transcript is spliced from 5 exons.